CCCUGGGCCCCCGGAAGUGGCCGUCGCAGGCCUCCACCGCGCCCUCCCCAGGCUCCCAGCCCCACUCCAGGCCCGACCUGUGCCCUGACCCGAGCCCUGCCGCCCUCCGGCCGCUGCCAUCGCCAGCCCCUCCCUCCACCAAGCCCAGCGUGGGGUCCCUGCUGCAGGGGCCCGGGCCCGGCCCCUUCUGCUGGCCCCUCUGCGAGAUCGCCCAGGGCACCCGCGACUUCGCGGAGGAGCUGCGCGUCGGCGAGGGCGGCUUCGGCUGCGUGUACCGCGCCGUCCUGCGGAACACCACGUACGCCGUGAAGAGGCUCAAGGAGGAGGCCGACCUGGAGUGGAGCGUGGUGAAGCAGAGCUUCCUGACCGAGGUGGAGCAGCUGUCCAGGUUUCGCCACCCGAACAUCGUGGACUUGGCUGGCUACUGUGCAGAGAGCGGCUUCUACUGCCUCGUCUACGGCUUCCUGCCCAACGGCUCCCUGGAGGACCGGCUCCACUUCCCACCGCAGGCCUACCUGCCUCUCUCUUGGCUGCAGAGACUGGACAUCCUGCUGGGCACAGCCCGGGCCAUUCAGUUUCUACAUCAGCACAGCCCCAGCCUCAUCCAUGGUGACAUCAAGAGUUCCAACGUGCUUCUGGAUGACAGGCUGAUGCCCAAGCUGGGGGACUUCGGCCUGGCACGGUUCAGCCGCUUCGCAGGGGCCACGCCAGGCCAGAGUAGCACCAUCGCACGGACCCGCACAGUGCGGGGCACGCUGGCCUACCUGCCAGAGGAGUAUAUCAAGACAGGCAGGCUGGCCGUGGACACAGACACCUUCAGCUUUGGGGUGGUCGUGCUCGAGACCCUGGCCGGCCAGCGGGCUGUGAGGACACACAGUGCCAGGACCAAGUAUCUGAAGGACCUGGUGGAGGAGGAGGCUGAGGAAGCCGGGCUAAGCCUGAAGAGCACCGGGACCACACUCCAGGCUGGCCAGCCUGCCGACGCCUGGGCCAUGCCUAUCGCCGCCCAGAUCUGUGAGAAACACCUGGACCCCAAGCCCGGGCUGUGCCCACCCCAGCUGGGCCUGGCCCUCGGGCAGCUGGCCUGCUGCUGCCUGCACCGCCGGGCCAAGCGGAGGCCCCCCAUGACUCAGGUGUAUGAGCAGCUGGAGAGGCUGCAGGCAACUGUGGCUGGACCUCUGCAGGAGCUAGAGGUGGCUGGCCAGGGUGCCCCAUGCCCCCAGGAGAACUCCUACGUGUCCGUGUCUGGUGGCAGCGGCCCCCAGGGUGCGGGGGCCCUGCCCCCGCGGGCGCAUUUGGGGGCACCUGCUCAUGCUGACCCGCAGCCCCGCCAAAGCCCCAACCAGCCCGUGGAGAGUGAUGAGAGCCUGUCGGGCCUCUCUGCCGUCCUGCACUCCUGGCACUUGAGCCCCAGCUGCCCCCUGGACCCCACGUCCCUCCGAGGGGCAGGCACCACUCCCAAGUCCAGCUGGGGCAGCAUCCCAGGCCCAGGGGCCCCGGCCAGAGAAGGGUCACCUCCGGGCAGCUCUGCCUCCUCGUCCUCCUCCACCUCUGAGGCGCCACAGAUUGUCAUUAACCCAGCCCGGCGAAAGAUGGUGCAGAAGCUGGCUCUGUACGAAGGCGGUGUCCUGGACAGCUUGCAGCUGCUGUCGUCCAGCUCUCUGCCAGACUUGGGCCUGGAACCCAGGACAAGACAGGGGCCUGAAGAGAGUGAUGAAUUCCAGAGCUGAUGUGUCGUUGGGGUGUGUCCCCAGACCCGGAAGUUAAAGUUCUCAUGUUCGGAAGUUCUCACAGCACAUGACCUUCCUGCCCCAGGGCCACGGGCAUAGGCAGCGUGGUGGCCACAGAGGGCAUGAUGUCUCAGGGUUGCCCCAUGGGCACUGUAGUGGCACCAGCGGGGAUACCUGAGCUUGUCAUCCGUGCUGGCGUAACUAGGAAAGGGAAAACAGCUGCGAUUGGCACGGUUAGGCCAGGAGCCAGGGCAGAGCUCUGAGGAGCCGGGGGUGUCCGCUGCCUGCUAUCCAGGCUGCCACAUGCAGUCCCAUGCCCAGCAGGCCCCAGUUCCACCAGCUCAGCCAGCCACUGCCCAGGGUCCGGCUAGGCCGAGGCCCGUGUCCAACGCAAGCAGGAAGUUGGGAGCAGGCAAGAGAGGAGGGUAGUGUUGGCAGAAGCAAGACCAGCCUGGUGUGAGUGAGUGCCCCUCGUGGCUUCACAAGUUUCCCCGGCCGCAGCACAGGCUGGUGAGGGUUGCGUUCCAAGCAGUAGUCACACUACAAGCCCAGAAACUAAGCAUUGGUGACACCCAGGUUGUCCUGCAGCAAUAAAGAUUUCACAUUCCCACGCUGA
Molecule: messenger RNA, 2346 nt
Organism: Chinchilla lanigera (long-tailed chinchilla)
Lineage: Eukaryota; Metazoa; Chordata; Mammalia; Rodentia; Chinchillidae
Gene: Irak1
Product: interleukin-1 receptor-associated kinase 1
Biological process (GO): protein phosphorylation
Cellular component (GO): plasma membrane
Molecular function (GO): protein kinase activity; ATP binding
Source: RefSeq, a predicted model, not a curated record